Molecule: messenger RNA, 2473 nt
Organism: [Torrubiella] hemipterigena
Lineage: Eukaryota; Fungi; Ascomycota; Sordariomycetes; Hypocreales; Clavicipitaceae
Source: the annotation of a GenBank genome assembly
CUUUUUCGGCGCCGCUCCCCUCCGAAACCCCUCCGAUGGCAGCAACUUUGACUCUGACUUUGAGCUUUUUUUAUGAGGGGCGCCGGUUUCUUAUCUUUUGGCCGAGUGUCUCAAUUGUCCACAUCUCCAUCUUGGGUCUCUGUUUUCUACCUUGACUACGUAAACAUCACCAUUCAUUGUUACGCUUCAGCCCGCAAAUCACGAGCCAUCGCUACAUCGAACAAUUGAAUUGACCUCUUCGUUUUCUACUUUCGCACCCUCCUUGUCUCUGCCCCUCCUCCUUACUUCGCCAUCAUGGCUGCCAACGGCGCUCAAGGCGCUCCCGAUUCUACGCAUACGCAAUCGCAACGAUACCUCAGCACCCGCGGUGAAGACGCUGACCUCUCCUUCGAAGAAGUCGUUCUCAAGGGUCUUGCAACCGACGGCGGCCUCUACAUUCCCGAACAGAUCCCUUCUGCUUCCAACUGGCAAUCAUGGAAGGAUCUCAGCUUUGAAGAUCUCGCCUAUGAGAUCCUCUCUCUCUACAUCUCUCCUAGCGAAAUCCCCGCCGACGAUCUCAAGGAUAUCAUCAAGCGAAGUUACUCUACAUUUCGAAGCGAAGAGACCACACCGCUGGUCCACCUGAAAGACAACCAUCAUCUGUUGGAGCUGUUCCAUGGCCCAACAUUUGCGUUCAAGGACGUUGCGCUGCAAUUUGUUGGCAACCUCUUUGAGUACUUCUUGGUCCGCAAGAACAAGGGCAAGACUGGCAAGGACCGUCAUCAUCUUACCGUCGUUGGAGCCACAAGUGGUGAUACUGGCUCUGCCGCCAUCUAUGGCCUCCGCGGCAAGCAGGAUGUUUCCGUCUUCAUCAUGUUCCCUACCGGCCGUGUCAGCCCUAUCCAGGAGCUCCAAAUGACUACGGUCCCCGAUAAGAAUGUCUACAACCUAUCUAUCGGUGGCACAUUCGAUGACUGUCAGGACAUCCUGAAGCAGCUGUUCGCUGAUGACGACAUGAACUCUACCCUCAACCUUGGUGCCGUCAACUCCAUCAACUGGGCUCGCAUUCUGGCUCAGAUCACAUACUACUUCUACUCUUAUUUUGCCCUUGCAAAGAAGCCCGACUCCAACUUCAAGAUCGGCGACAAGGUCCGCUUUGUUACCCCUACCGGCAACUUUGGUGACAUCCUUGCUGGUUACUUCGCCUUCCGUAUGGGUCUUCCCGUCGACAAGCUCGUCAUUGCUACCAACGACAAUGAUAUCCUUGACCGAUUCUGGAAGACAGGCAAGUACGAGAAGAGCGCUGAGGCCGAGGGCGGCGUUAAAGAGACCCUCAGCCCUGCCAUGGAUAUUCUGGUUUCCAGCAACUUUGAGCGUCUCCUGUGGUUCCUUGCCUACGAAUUUGCAGCCACAGCCGGUAUGGAUGACGUUUGGAACAAAAAGCAGGCUGGUCAAGAGGUCUCCAGAUGGCUCAAGCAGCUCAAGGAUACCGGUUCUUUCGGCCCUGUUUACCAAGACAUUCUUGCUAAUGCUCAGCGCGACUUUGAGUCUGAGCGUGUGUCUGAUGCCCAAACUCUCGAGACCAUCCAGUCGUUCUACCGCAGUGUUGGAUACGUUCUUGACCCUCAUUCCGCUGUUGGUGCAGCUGCCACGCUCCGCUCUGUUGAGCGCGCCCCUGGUGUACCUCAUAUCUCACUGUCGACAGCACACCCUGCCAAAUUUGCCGGUGCUGUUGAAGUUGCACUGAAGGACGAGCCAAACUUUAACUUUGAGAAACAGGUCCUCCCUGCCGAGUUUGUGGGACUUGACAAGAAGGAGAAGCGUGUGGCGGUUGUUGACAAUGACUGGAAGGUGGUGCGCGAGCACGUCAAGGCUCAGGUUGCUAAGGAAUUGGCCGAGCAGUAAGCUGCUGCUGCUUCACGUAUUGUAUUUAGAGGCGAGAGAGAGUAAUGAAUGCAUAGACAGCGAUAGGUUGGGGGACAGAACUGAAAAUCGCGACUGAUUAUAUACCUGGAUAAUGACAAAAAAAGGUUUAUUUUAUUUCACAUCUUUUCUUUUACAUGUGUAGCCAAUGAAGAGGAGAAGCACAUAACUGGUCUUUAGAUUCAAAGUAUGAGUCUCAUUAGCAAUAAGAGUUUGUUUAGAUGGUUGUUUGUUCUAUAAUCAACAGGUGGAAGCCAGAUACCGCGGCUUGGUGAAUAAAUACAAGUAGAAAACGCCGACACUGAUGCAAAAGUAGAUUCCAGGGAACAAGGGAGACGCACGAAAACUGCGCGCUCAAGCAUCUUGGUUCUCGUCCAUUGUCUUGAUCCUGUUUUUGAUGAAUUCAAAGGACGAGAAGAAGAUGGCGUUGACGACACAAGACCGGCUCAUGGAUACGGCAAGGCCACGAUACAUUUGCUUUUUGAAGAACUGUAUCGGCGACGGCUCUACCUUUUCGCCUCGGGCGUGUAGCAAGGCGUUUCUCUGGUAGAUGCUCUUGGCGGAAUCAAUA